UAUUUAUUUUUUAUUUUCCAGUAUUUGUCUCAUGACCCUCCAAAUAAAUUUCUGAAACCCAUGUUCUUUGUUCCUCACAGAUCAAAAUUGCCCUUCUUUUUCUCUUCUCUUCUCAAGUCCCCAAAAGAUGAGAGCUUGAUUUCAGUACGUCGCAUUCAUAUCUCCCCCUUUUUGCUGUGUUUUCUUAUCACACAAGUCCUCUAUUAUAUAUUUAUAUAUUAUUCUCGCUGUAUAAUCUUGCCUUUUAAGUACACCCUCUUUCUACUCCAAACCUCUCUUUUUUUCUCUUCUCUUCUGAAAACUCUCUCUCAAGGAGAGAAGGAUUUCUGAUUUCGAUUCGAGAGGAAUAUUUAUCGAUGCGUCGGGAUUCGGCAGGGAUUUAGGGGAGAAGAAGAUGAAGAGAGAAACAGAAGUUUUAUGCAGUGGUAAUAACUAUAGGCAUAUUUUGAGCAGUAAUGGAGGAAGGCUGAAUACAAUAACGCCAUGCGCAGCUUGUAAGCUUCUGAGAAGAAGGUGUGCUCAAGAAUGUCCAUUUUCUCCAUAUUUCUCUCCACAUGAACCCCACAAAUUUGCUUCUGUCCACAAGGUUUUUGGUGCCAGCAAUGUCGCUAAGAUGCUCAUGGAGGUACCAGAGAGUCAAAGAGCCGACGCGGCAAACAGCCUGGUUUAUGAAGCCAAUCUGAGGCUGAGAGAUCCAGUCUACGGCUGCAUGGGCGCCAUUUCAGCUCUUCAGCACCAACUCCAAACUUUACAAGCUGACCUCAAUUCGAUAAGAUCUGAGAUUUUGAAGUACAAGUAUAGAGAUGCUAUUAUUCCCUCUUCUUCUUCCUCUCCACACAUCGCUUUGAUUUCGGGCGCCGCCGGAGUCGUCGUUUCCACCACCGCAACCCCGCCUGCAGCACCCCCGACUCCCCCACAUUCUCAGCCGCCUCCACUUUCUCUUCCGCCGCCUCCUCCGUCCUCCUCCGCGAUCUAUUCCUCGCCAAUCAGUAGUGCUGCCCCUGAAUUUAACACCAUCUCGGCUGAACAUAUUUCCUACUUUGCUUGAACUUGCAACUCGAACACCUGCUUAAUUACCUAUAGACAAAGUUUUUGUGGGUUUGGUAGAAAUUCAAAUCUCUAAUCUUUUGAGGAGAGGCGUCUAUUAAUAAGUAAUACUCGGAUCAGGUUGGCAGAAAAAA
Momordica charantia (bitter melon) is the source of this 1181-nucleotide messenger RNA. Its product is annotated as LOB domain-containing protein 15. The record is from RefSeq and is a predicted model, not a curated record. NCBI's taxonomy places the organism in Eukaryota, Viridiplantae, Streptophyta, Magnoliopsida, Cucurbitales, Cucurbitaceae.